AUGUCAUCAAAUGCACUUAGUGCAGUAUUUUGGAGACGCGAUUAUCUAUCAAUCGGUUCAGUCUCUAGUGUUAUUUAUAUUGUUCUUUGUCUUAUACUUUUUUAUGAUCUACAAUCAAGAAUUCAAAUUUUUGCAAUGUUGAGAAGCAAUGAGGGUCUAUGUGGUUCUGGUGUAUGGGGUCCGAUAACCGAAGAUGGCCUUGAACUUACUCAAUGCGCUCGAGAAGUAAAUUUGACCGAUAUUUUAUUCAGCAUUCUUAAUGCUGCCAUUCCUAUAUGUAUUAUCAUUUUGUCUAUAACAAACUUAAUAGUUCGUCGAUGUCGUGGACGAACAACUAGUCGAAGUUAUUAUGCUCCUUUACCAGGAAAUGAUCCGGGCGCAUCACCAAAUGAAUCUGGAAAUAUACCGGUUUCGAAAUAUGAUAUUGCCCAAAUUAUAAUUUCUUUUUUUCAUUUGGGAUUUAUUGGAUUUCUUUUUGGCUGGCGGAUGGAUGAUGAGGGUUAUACUGGACUAUAUUUAGUGAUUGGUGCUAUAGGUCAAUUUUUUUCCUGGUUAUAUAUUGGUGCAUUGAUAGCGUGUCAUUUUAUGACACGAAGAAAUCAGACUCAACAUGCAUAUCUAAGACAUCUUCUCUUGUUUUACGCGUAUUUUGUAAUAGUUGCUUUCAUUAAUCUUCGAUCAAUGCUCAAACAUGAACCGAAAGGUUAUGAAUUAGUGUUUUCAAUAUGGAACGCUAUUGCUUGUAGUAUAUUAUUAGCUUGCUCUCUUAAAAGACCAAGAAAUCCAGAGUUGAAAUAUGCGAGAGAUCGAGUAAUAUCUCAUGAUACUAUUGCUUCCCUAUGGUCAUUAUUAUCUUUUGCAUGGAUGACUCCGAUUAUCAAAUUAGGGAAUAGACGUGUUCUCACUGAGGAAGAUUUGUGGGAAUUGCCAUCAAGGUGCCAAUCGGCUCAAUGUUAUCAUGAAUUAGAAAGAAUAACCAAUAUGGAUCUUUUAUCACGGUUACUUGUUGCCAACGCUACAAAUCUAGUUUUUUUCCUUAUUAUCGCAAUAUUCCGAUCAAUCUUUGCUUUUACUACUCCUCUCUUCCUAUAUCAUUUGUUAAAGUAUCUAUCAUCAGCAGAUCGUUCGCAACAAUAUUCGGAAGAACCUUAUCUUUAUGUAUUUGGGAUAUUAAUAUCCGAACUCUUUAGAAUUGUUUUCUUAAAUCAAUUGAAUUAUCAAGUGGUAUGGCUUGGGAUUAGAGUGGAACAAAUGCUUAGUGUAUUAAUAUAUGAAAAGCAAUUACGUUUGAAGACGUCUCCUAGAGCUGCAAGUAAUAAACCAAACAAUGUGCUCACAGCAGAUGUCGAUGACAUUGCCGGUUUUUUCUCAAAUCUACCUUUUAUAAUUACGAUACCCCUCGAAAUCUUGGCUGCUAUGGUUUUUUUGUUUCGAUUGUUGGGCUGGCCUAGUUUAGUUGGUGUUGGUGUAAUGAUCUUAUGUCUUUGGAGUAAUAAAAGAUUUGGAAGACGCGUAACCAGAUUGCAGAAACGGGUAAAAAAGGCGAGAGAUGACAGGGUCGGUGAAAUCUUUGAGCUUCUCCACGCAGUUCGAAUGAUUAAAAUGUUUGCAUGGGAGAGUAGCUUUCACGAAAGACUAAUGUUAUCUCGCAAAAGAGAGCUUACUUAUUUACGAAGUUUGUUUUGGCGCACCACGAUGCUUACAUUACUUGUUCACCUAACGCCGUUCCUCGUAACAUUAUUUGCUUUUGCUUCUUUCACUUAUUUCAAAAUAAAAGACAAUGAAGAUUAUCCCCUGACCGCUGCUAUUGCUUUUACAAGUAUCACAUUGUUCAAUACACUUAAACAGCCUUUACAGAUAUUCCCUAAUUUAGUUGUUGAACUUGUAAGCUUGGGUGUAGCCAUAGGAAGAGUUGAAAAGUUUUUACAUGAGCCUGAUGUACAAAGGGAAGGCUCAGGGUUUAGCAUAAAUCCUACAAGGACUUCCGUUGGGUUUAAUAAUGUUGAUGUUGCUUGGAAUUAUCAUAUAAAUGUUAGAGAUCAUAAUGAAUUUAUGUUAAAAGGUGUUAAUUUGGAAUUUCCUUUGGAAAAACUUAGCAUUGUCUGUGGACAAAAAUCAUCAGGAAAAUCUCUUCUCUUGCUUUCUCUUCUUCGUGAAACGUUUAUCUUACGAGGAAAAAUUCUUUUUCCUUCUUCAUCUAUUACGUAUGUUCCUCAGCAAGCAUGGUUGGAAAACACAACUUUUAGAGAUAAUAUUUUAUUUGGUGAACCUUUUAAUGAUGAACGUUACUGGAGGAUUGUUGAUUCUUGUUGCCUAACAAAUGACUUUGAGAAUUUUGAUCAAGCUGAUUUCACAGAGUACGAUGAAAAAAAUAUGGUUCUAUCUGAUGGACAGAAGGUUCGUGUAGCACUUGCUCGAGCUUUGUAUAGUUCAGCCGAGAUUUUACUUGUUGAUGAUUUUUUAUCCUCCUUAGACACGAAUACAGCUCGUCAAAUUAUUAAUAAUUGUCUUAAAGGUCCGCUGGUUCAUGGUCGGACUGUAAUAAUGGUAACUCAUUAUGUGAGAUAUUUUGUGGAUAAUGCAGCUUAUAUUGUUAUACUUGGAGAUAGCUUAGUUCAGGCAAAAGGUACUCCACAAGAAUUGCGUGAAGCUGGUUCGCUUACUGAAGAAGUGCUCGGAAAAGAAAUUAAACCGGAACCAGAACAUAUAGAUAAAAAUGAUCAAAAUCUUGUAAAUCAGGCGAUAGAGAAAUCAGUUGCUGACAAAAAAAAUUGGGCUGUUGAAGAAGCUCGUUUUCAAGGAAAGAUUCAACCUGGAGUUUACUACUUUUAUUUUAAAUCUAGCGGUGGAAUAAUACUAUGGUUUUCACUCAUCAUUCUAUUUAUAAUCAUACGACUUUUAACGGUAGGUGAAACCUAUUGGUUAAAAGAAUGGUCAGAGGCUGACGACAAACCGGAGAAAUAUUACAUCCAGAUAUAUGCUCUUAUAGCUUUAGCAUCCGCCAUCUUUACGAUUAUUCGUAUGGCGUGGCAAUUCUUUUUUGUUUCUCUUAAAGGUUCCAAGACUUUAUUUUCAAAGCUCCUAAAUGCUAUACUUAGGGCACCUUUGAGCUUUUUUGAUACCGCUCCGUUAGGCAGGGUAAUGAAUAGGUUUUCAAAAGAUUUAGGAAUGAUAGAUCAAGGUCUUGUAACUGUCAUUUCAAGUUUUAUUGGAAAUGCUAUAGGUGCAAUAAGUGUUCUUGUUGUUGUCACAGUUGUAACACGUGAAUUCUUCUUCGUCUCUAUUGUUGUUAUCAUUUUAUAUCUAAUCAUUGGAAGCAUGUACAUUAAUGUCUCUCGAGAAUUAAAAAGACUACAGUCAAUUACGCGAUCUCCUGUUUUAUCGUGGUAUACUGAAACGAUAACUGGUAUUACGACCAUCAGAGCAUUCAAAGCUGAGCAACGAUAUGUUAAAAAGUUUAUUGAAAGACUCAAUACAUCCAAUAGAACGACAUAUCUCUUGCAUAUGUCUAAUAGAUGGAUGUCAAUUCGUAUGGGUUGUAUUGGAGCUUUUGCAUCAUAUUUGGCAGGAAUAUUCAUUCUUCGUCAUUAUGAUCGCAUUGAUGCUGGGUUGGCUGGUUUCUGUUUAAGUUAUGCACUUGGUUUCGUACAAAUUGUGUUUAUGCUUGUUAAAGAUUAUACUAUUAUGGAAACAAGUUUGAGUAGCGUUGAACGAAUUAAAGAAUAUAUUGAAAUGCCACAAGAACCACCUGCCGUCAUUGAUAACGCACAUCCUCCAGCUGCAUGGCCGACCAAUGGUAAAAUUGAGGUUUCAAACCUAACAGUACAAUACUCACCACAAUUCGAACCUGUACUUCGAGAUAUUUCUUUUACAGUAAAUGAAGAAGAAAAAGUAGGAAUCGUUGGAAGUUAUAAAUGUAGAACGGGGUCCGGCAAAACAACGCUGGCUAAUUCGUUCCUUCGUCUAACUGAAGCGACUGAAGGAUACAUUAUUAUCGACGGUAUAGAUAUUUCUAAUUUGGGUUUAGAGGAUUUAAGGUCACGGUUAACUAUUAUAUCUCAAGAUCCCAUUCUAUUUGAGGGAACUGUUCGCUCGAAUCUGGAUAUUCGAUGUGAAUAUGAUGAUCAAGACUUAUGGGAAGCAUUGAGAAGAGUUCACCUUGUACAUUUUGAAGAAAGUUUGGCAAACGAUCAGGUUUUCGUCGUUGGACCAAUAACGAACUUAGAAGAUCCUGUAAAUGAGGGUGGUAAUAAUUUUUCUAGAGGCCAAAGACAAUUACUUUGUUUAGCUAGAGCGUUACUGCGACAAUCCAAGAUAAUUAUCAUGGAUGAGGCAACUGCCAGCAUUGAUCCAGAAACAGAAAAUAAAAUACAGGAAACUAUAAAGAACGAAUUUACUAAUGCCACAGUGCUAUGCAUUUCACAUCGCUUUAAAACCAUUAUAGAUUCGGAUCGAAUUCUUGUUCUGAACGAAGGUGAAAUAGUUGAAUUUGACACUCCAUAUCGUCUUAUAAAUAAUAUGGAUAGUUUGUUUAGACAUUUAUGUGAGCAGACCGGAGAAUUAGAGACAUUGAUGGAAUUAGCAAGGUUAAACAAUCCAGAGGAAGAGGAAAUGGUAUCGGUAGGGGAAGAUGAUGAAGAACUACUGGAAAUGGAAAGCGAUGAAACAGAGGAGGACAAUAUAGACAAGAAGACUGUAGCAUAUUAA
This is a messenger RNA of Funneliformis mosseae, 4707 nucleotides long. NCBI's taxonomy places the organism in Eukaryota, Fungi, Glomeromycota, Glomeromycetes, Glomerales, Glomeraceae. The record is from the annotation of a GenBank genome assembly.